Lotus japonicus is the source of this 2081-nucleotide messenger RNA. Its product is annotated as ribonuclease III domain-containing protein RNC1, chloroplastic-like. Lineage: Eukaryota; Viridiplantae; Streptophyta; Magnoliopsida; Fabales; Fabaceae. Gene Ontology annotation, molecular function: double-stranded RNA binding; ribonuclease III activity. Bases 175 to 1791 code for a protein of 538 amino acids. The record is from RefSeq and is a predicted model, not a curated record. Gene Ontology annotation, biological process: regulation of gene expression; rRNA processing. Gene Ontology annotation, cellular component: nucleus. The transcript is spliced from 5 exons.
UUUUUAGAAGUUGGCAAGUUGUGACGGUCAAAAACCACCACAAAUUUGUUCGGUGACAUAAGUUGUAUCAGCUGCUCCUUAUCCAACCAGCAGUAACAGUGUGGAAGCUCAAACAAAAACCCUGCAACUAAGACCUCAAAACCCUUCCAUGGCUUCAACUCUCACAUACCAACCAUGUUAGAAUUUUCUUCUCCCCACACACAAAUGGAGCUUUCUUCUUCCUUUCUACUUCCCCAUAAACCACUUCACUCAUCAUCCUAUUUACACAACCCACUUCGAAUCACCACAAAAACCCGACACCCCACCACCCAAAUCCUCCGUAUUUCCGCGGUGGCCAUCGACCCGCCGCCGCAGGAGCUUCCUCAGAACAGUCCCCGCCGCCUCCUGCAGGAGCUCGCCGAACGCAAGAGACCCUCUCCGAAAAGAAGAGCACCGCCGAGAAGGUUCGUCCUCACUCCUCCGGUUAACGACAAGAAACUCGCCAACAGGCUCCUGAAUAGCCCACAACUGACGCUGAACAAUUUCCCUGUGCUGAGUUCAUGCCUCCCUUACGCGAAGCUCAAUGAUAACGACAAUGCGUGGAUGGAGGAGCAUUUGAUGGAAGCGAAGCAGGCGUUGGGGUACCCUUUGGAGCCGUCGGAGGAGGUGAUGAUGGGGGAGGGGAAUCCGGCGAAGAUGCUCGAUACGCUGCUGUAUUUGGCAUUUCAGCACCCCAAGUGUGAGAGGUCGAGGGCGAGGCACGUGAGGUGUGCGCACUCGAGGUUGGUGUUUCUGGGGCAGUAUGUGUUGGAGCUGGCGUUGGCGGAGUUUUUCUUGCAGAGGUACCCGAGGGAGUCGCCCGGACCGAUGAGGGAGCGGGUUUUUGGGUUGAUUGGGAAGAGGAGCUUGCCCAUGUGGAUUAAAGCUGCGAGUUUGCAGAAUUUGAUAUUCCCCAAUGUUAAUAUGGAUAAGUUGGUUAGGAAGGACAGGGAGCCGAUCGUAAAGUCUGUAUUCUGGGCUUUGUUUGGGGCAAUAUAUCUGUGUUUUGGCAUGCCAGAAGUGUAUCGUGUUCUUUUUGAAGUCUUUGGAAUGGAUCUAGAAGCUGAGUAUUGCCAGCCAAAAUUGCGUAGGCAACUUGAAGAUAUAGAUCAUGUAUCUGCUGAAUUUAAAGGCAAGCUAAGCUGGCAAGAUGUGGUUGCAUAUAAGCCUCCUGCAGAUGCCCUGUUUGCAAAUCCACGGCUGUUCAGAGCUUGUAUCCCCCCAGGCAUGCAUCGGUUUAGAGGAAAUAUAUGGGAUUAUGAUAGCAGACCCCAAGUAAUGCGAAUCCUCGGAUAUCCAUUAGAUAUGGAAGAUAGAAUUCCAGGAAUUACUGAUGCUAGGAACAUAGAGCUUGGACUUGGAUUGCAGCUAUGUUUCUUGCAUCCAUCAAAUUACAAGUUCGAACAUCCUCGAUUUUGCUACGAGAGAUUAGAAUACCUUGGCCAGAAGAUACAGGAUUUGGUGAUGGCUGAAAGAUUGUUGAUGAAGCAUUUAGAUGCUCCUGGGUUCUGGAUACAAGAAAAGCACCGCCGCAUACUUAUGAACAAGUAUUGUGGAAGAUAUUUGAGGGCCAAACAACUCCACCAUUACAUUAUAUAUUCUGAUAAGGUUAAAGAUGCUUACGGGCGCAGUCAUAGACUGAGAAACCCGGCCACAACAUCUGUUCAACAAGCCCUUCACGGGCUUUCAUAUGCUGUAUAUGGGAAGCGUGAUGUAAGACGUCUGAUGUUUGAGGUUUUUGACUAUGAGCAAGUCCAACCUAGAACAAUUUAAAUAUGAAGAGACAGUAGUGACAUUACACAAGGAUACAAGAAAUUCCACUUUCAUUUAUUCUUUGACCCCCUUUUCCUUCAUCUUUUACAUCUUUCUCUGCUUUUUUUUACCCUCUUCAUUUAGGAUUCUCCAUAUUAUGAUUUGAUCCUCUUAUUUUUAGCUGAUUUUCAAAUUCUUCGGAAGCUGCUCUUGUAUAUAUUCAUUGUAUUGUAUUACUAUUAGUUUUGAGACUACAUCUGAGAUGACUGUAAGAGCAUGAAGACAAGGAUGCAUUCUUCUCCAAUAUCCAA